Bradysia coprophila is the source of this 1190-nucleotide messenger RNA. RefSeq names its product GDP-D-glucose phosphorylase 1. NCBI's taxonomy places the organism in Eukaryota, Metazoa, Arthropoda, Insecta, Diptera, Sciaridae. Gene Ontology annotation, biological process: glucose metabolic process. Gene Ontology annotation, molecular function: GDP-D-glucose phosphorylase activity. Gene Ontology annotation, cellular component: cytoplasm. The record is from RefSeq and is a predicted model, not a curated record.
UUUAUGAAUGGUUUUUGUCUGUUUCAUCAGUCAAAACAGAAAUCAUUGAUAAAAAACAAAGUUUGAAAUGAGCGUCAGGAAAAUCGAGAUAGCAAAUCAGUGUGAACUCCAUAAAUUAAAACCUAUCAUCAAAGAUGAGUGGUUGCGAUUGCAGGAUACACCAAACGUCUUUCGAUUCAAAUUAAAUGUCCAAAAGACAAAAAUUUUACCGGGUAAAUUCAAUUUCAUUGUUGAGCUAAAUUCCGAGCGAGCAACUCUUCGACGAGCACCACAAUCGGUUUCUUCGGUCACACCGGCAUUCAAGGAAACUGCAUUUAACUUCAAUAAAGUGAACCCACAGGAAAUUUUAUUUGAAUACAAGCAUCCAUGCAUUGAAUCACUCGUGACGUGUAUAGUGAAUGCCAGUCCAUUGACUAAAUUUCACACUUUAAUAUGUCCGGAUCUAAAAGACAAUAAGCCUCAGAUACUGACAGCGGAAGCGAUUACAAUCGCACUAGAUCUACUAGGUGACUUUGAUGAUGAAAAUUUCUGGAUUGGAUUUAAUAGUCCCGGUGCUUUGGCUUCUGUUAAUCACUUACAUCUACAUUUGUUCUACAAAGAAGGUGACUUAAUGGCAGAUAAAAUAAACGUCCAACAUUUAGUCCAUAACGUUUUCGUCAGCAACGAACCAUCGAAACGAUAUUAUGUGAAUGUGCACGAUUGGCAUCUUAAACAUGAGAGUGUGGAGUCCAUUCGAAAAAUUGUUGCAUACUUUUGCGAACAAAACAUUCCGCAUAAUGUUGUCUUUACUUAUAAGGCAAUGGGUUCGCGUACAGUUGUGUUCACCUACAUUUAUCCACGCAGUCAAGUCAACACGGUAAAAGACUAUACCAACAUUAAUAUUGCGUGCUGUGAACUGGCUGGAUUCGUCAAUGCUGGUUGUGAAGAAACAUACGACGAGGUAACGGAAGAAAUCCUCUUAGAAAAUACCAAAAAUCAAAUGGGCGAGAUACUCGACUUAGAUGAGAAAAUAGUUGACCUAUUUUGUGAUUUAGAAGCAUCUCCCUCCUUCACAUGACCUUAUAACGUUCAGCCGGAUCCCACAAUGAAAUUAUAAAUUCAGAAGAUUCUCAUCUAUUGUAAUUUACGAUUCUAAUAGAAUGUUAUUGUCGUUAUUUUUGUAUGGUUUGUUCGAUUAUUAAAAAGUUUAU